This is a messenger RNA of Armigeres subalbatus, 1506 nucleotides long. RefSeq names its product ribosome biogenesis protein NOP53. Gene Ontology annotation, molecular function: 5S rRNA binding. Gene Ontology annotation, cellular component: nucleolus. Lineage: Eukaryota; Metazoa; Arthropoda; Insecta; Diptera; Culicidae. Gene Ontology annotation, biological process: rRNA processing; ribosomal large subunit assembly. The coding region runs from base 116 to 1414 and encodes 432 amino acids. The transcript has 5 exons. The record is from RefSeq and is a predicted model, not a curated record.
GGGUUCAAAAUCAGAAUCAUCAGGAUCAGACAGACUAGACAGAUCAGUGAAUAAGUUGUGCGAAUUUAUUGAUAGCAUUGUUUCACAUAUUGUUUCCUAGAAUAUAUUCAUUAAAAUGAAGCAGAAAAAUCGUCAUAUAUCGAAGAAAACUAAAGCAGCUUGGAGGAAAAAUGUCGACAUUUCCGAUGUAGACACUUUUCUGGAAGAGCAACGACAGGAAGAACGUAUCGGCACUGUCGCUGACAAAUCGGACGCCGAGCUCUUUCUAUCCGACACGAUUCCGUCUGUCGGAAAGAGUUUGAAAAAGACACGCAAAGAUAAAUUUUCCGCAGACCCCAAGUUCUGCAUCUCCUUGGAAAACAGUUCCAAAGUACCGGACCCAAUCGUCAAGCGAAAUAGGGUGACCAACGAGGCCAAAAUAGCCAAAAAGGAUUCACAAACUUCAAAGCUAGAGCAGAAAAAGUUAAAAUCCUUCAUCGGCAAUAACCGAAAAUUGUUACGCGGCCUCAAGGCUAGUGGCAAUGUCAGCAAAGAUCUUUGGGCUGAGGAACCUAUUCCGGCUGAACUUAAAGACGAAUGGUUUCCGCAGAAUGUGGUGCUACACCAUAUGAAGAAUACCGGAAAGCCUCUGGUUAAGGUGGCUGAAUCAACGCACGCCAAACCAAAUGCCGUACGAAACGUUGAACUGCCGGUCAGUGGAUCCAGCUACAAUCCAUCCAUCGAUGACUACAACGAGCUGAAGCAGACUGUAAUCCAGAAGGAGCGGCAGAAGAUAAAGCAUAGUGAACAUUUGGACCGGGUUGUGACGAAAAAGUUCAUUAAAAUGUCCAAAGAAGAAAGGGAAGCUAUGGUUCUCAAGGAAAUGUCCGAGGGUUUAUUCGAGAAUGCAGCGGAAAAAGUCGCAGCUGAAGUCGAUGAUGAUAGUGAAAAUGAAUACUCUGCAGUCAAUCAGCCGGUACAAAACAAAAAGAAAAAGCGAAGUGAGAAGAAUCGGCAAUUUAGGGCGGUUGCUAGACGGAACUUGGAAGUGGCCACUAAGGUUGAACUUAAGAAACUGAAGGACAUCAACAAGGUACACCAAUUGAGUUCAGAACUUAACAAGAGGGAAAAGAAGACAGUAAAGAAGCAGGAGAACCGCGCCAAACGUUCGGAAGAGAAGAAACAGAAGCCCGGGCGGGUGGCCUAUAUGCAGUAUGAAGAACCCGAGGAUGAUUUUGUGGAACCGACUGAGUUGGCGGACAGUCUGCGGACGCUGGCUCCGGUCAAGAGUUUGGCGGCAGAUCGAUUCAAAAGUUUUCAGAAGCGCACCCUAAUUGCACCGAAGAAGCAUCGGGACGGAAUUUCGCGCACGAACAGGUCAACGCUCAAGAAGUGGAAACGGUACACGUUGCCUACACAUAAAGAAACAUCAUAAUUUUAGCAUUGUUAGUACUUUUCUCUGUAGAUUAUUUUUUGCUUCAAAUAAAAUUAUUCAAGUACCAAUAACCUGAUCACAUAAACCAUAAA